Portunus trituberculatus (swimming crab) is the source of this 4692-nucleotide messenger RNA. RefSeq names its product DNA N6-methyl adenine demethylase-like. Gene Ontology annotation, biological process: regulation of translational initiation. The transcript has 9 exons. Gene Ontology annotation, cellular component: cytosol. Lineage: Eukaryota; Metazoa; Arthropoda; Malacostraca; Decapoda; Portunidae. The coding region runs from base 2166 to 3545 and encodes 459 amino acids. The record is from RefSeq and is a predicted model, not a curated record. Gene Ontology annotation, molecular function: RNA binding; translation activator activity; protein binding.
UGGUGGGCCGCGCCGCGCCACACACCAACAGAAGCGUCCCUCACCCCAACACGACACGUCCCCGCCGGCUGCUGUCUCUGCUCUGCCCUCGCCCUCCGUCACGCGUCGCGCCACUGAGGUUCAGGAGGAAGGAGGGAGACACACGGAGAGAGAGACAGCGACACAGCGAGACAGAGAGAGUGAGAGUGAGAGAGCGGACACAAGACACAAGGAUCGAGGAGAGAUAGCAACACGUGCCGCCAGUCAGUCAGUCAGUCAGUGAGUAACACCGUACGUUGUUCGCACUGGCGAUGUGUUUUUGUCCUCCUGUCCUUGAGAUUUGUCCCCAGACCGCCCCACGCUGCUCUCUCUGCCCCUCGAUGCCCCAGCGGGGCCCUCGUGCCUCCACGCUGAGCAACGCCACUCCUGGCCCACACUGAACUCACACACUCCGCGCCACGCUGCCAGCCUCACAGCUGUCACAAGGCUCCAGUUGAAGUGACUUGGUUUGUUGAGAGUGUUUUUACAGUUCUAUUGACGGAUUAGCAAGAUUUUUUCGUUAUUAACUGGAGAAGCACUCUUGAGAGUCCGGCUAGUCAUCUGUGUGGCCUUUGGAAGCAGCAGCAGCAGCAGCAGCAGUGGUGGUGAGAGAGCCAAGUGUUUCUCAAUAGGAGCCAUAGAGUGGUGGCCCGAGUCAGUCUUGUGGAGAGGGCCAAGUCAGUGAGCUAGCCUUGACCGCUUCUGCAGCUCCUCAUUGUGAAUCGAAGUGGUCCCCAGCGCCCACACACGCCAACACACACGCCUACGACACGCAGGAGGGGAGAAUUAGAACAUUCCCGCCUUGUAGCCUCGAUAAGAAGAGAAAAUUGGCCCGUUUCGCCAAAGCAGCCAUUUCUUGUUGGUCCACCCACAGUGACAGAAGAGAGGAGAGGAAGAGAAGAACGGUAAAGAGAGAGGAAGAUAAACGAAAGUAAAACAGACAAAAGAAGAAUUAUCCAGUAUUUUCAAGUUUCUCCAUCUCCUUUAUGCCAGUUUUUGUUGUCUUGGUAAAGGAAAAGUGAGAAUAAUACUGAUUACAAGCUAGCUAUCGACUGGAAGCUUAGUGGGCCUUGCAAUAUUUAUUUUUUUUUCUCUCCUCUCAUUUUCUACUGACUCCAUUUUCUCUCGCCCUGAACACCUGAAAAAAGCUGAACAUUAUCGCUAGAACACUCUCACUCAAGACUUGAUCCUACAAGCACGUAGAGAGGAGGAAAGAGAAAGUGUUCUGCCUAAUCAACACUCAAGACAAGACGAGAUUGUUAAAAUUAAAUCAGACAUUACGAGGAUUUUGUGAAGAAGAAAAAGAAUUAAGAAGCAGAGAAGAGAAUAAAAAGAAGUUGUGAAGAGGAAGAAGAAUUAAUAAGAGGAGAAGAGGAUACAACCAGGAUUUGUGAAGAGGAAGAAGAAGAAUUAAGAAGAGAGAAGAAGAGGAUAAUACCAAAAGAGAACCAAUAGAAAUAAUAAUAUACGAGAAGGACGAUUGUUUUGGAAGAGUUUGCAUAGAAGAAUAGUAAAGAAAAAAUAAUAUUACGAGUAUUUACAAGAAUAAUAAAGAAAAAAAGAUUAUCACGAGUAUUUACAAGACAGAAAGAAAACGAAGACAGAAAGAAAACGAAGACAGAAAGAAGAUUGUUUUGGAAGAGUUUGCAUAGAAGAAUAGUAAAGAAAUCAACUAUAAAGAAAAAAAGAAAAGAAAGUUUGAGAACAUUCACAAAACAAAUAAAAAUAUAAAUAAAAGCAUUUAAACUAUCAUUAAAACAAAGAAGAUUAAUAUCAACAGAGAAAAAUAAACAAAAAUAACAACAAUUUGACAAGAUCCAAAUAGAAAAGAAGACAAAGGAAGGUAAACAACAACAACAAACACACAACAAACUAAAGGCACCAAAGAAAACGGAACUGAAGGAAGGGGAGACUAAAACAAAAUCAGAAAAAAUUACUCAAAAUCUAGAAAAUCAGUAAUAUAAAAGAAACAGGCAAAAAAGAAGAUAAAUAACAGAAACACACACAAAACAAACAAAUCCCAUCAAAGAAAACGGAACUGAAGCAGGGAAGACUCAACAAAACCAGAAGAACUUGCAGAAACCUUAGUGCUUUCGUCUCAGUGUUGCCAGAAGGAGUGUUCCCUUGGUAGUGAGGUGAAGGACUCCAUGCAAACACUAGUACAGUCUUACGGGGUCCUGUGGCUGCCUCUGCGCGUCUUGAGUCCUAUCGAGGAGGAGAAGAAGGACUUGCCCAGGAAAGAAAGGGAGUCUCGGGAACAGCUGCGGAGAAGGAGUGCAAUGCCUGCCACUAACAGAAGCAAACCCGCCAUGGAACUGUACCGCCCCCCGACCCUGCGAGGACCCGGCUUAUUUGACAACGGAGAGGCGAUGUACAACGGGAAGGUGACACAGAACGGUGGCUACGGUGACCCGCGCUCCAGCCUUAACGUCAACGCCAAGGAGUUUGUGUCCUCGGGCGCCUCAAACAGACCCCAGACGCUCCAGCACUCGAAGUCUUCAAGCAGCGUGCCCUUCCAGGGCCGCCAGGGGGGUCUGCAACACUCCAAAUCAGGGAGCAACUUACGACAGACCGCCCCGCAACACUCAGGGUACGGCGCCCCCCCUCACGACCCGCCUCCCGCCUCCACCUCUCCCCCCAGGGUCCACUUCAGCGACGACAAGGAAAACGACCCGGAUAUGAAGUGCGGCCCACAUUCACGCCCUCCUUCCCUGGCGGUGGGCGCGUUCACUCAGCUGGGGAUCAAGCGCUCUAAGUCUCUGGGCUCGGCUGAUCUGCGCGCCUCCCAGCUCCUUGAGUCCUGCACCGCCAUGCCUGACCUCGGACCCUUCUCGCCCGAGGUCAUGAACAGCAUCACUCGCGCCACUAACGACCCGAACAGUGUGAGUGCCCGCCAGCUGAUGGAGGUUGUGCGCCACGUGUUCACCCGCGUCGUGGAGGCCUCGAGACACGCCGAGCCCGCCGCCAGACUCUGCAUCUCCAUCAUUCAGAAGGAGAAGAACGAGACUUUUCUGGAGACUUUGCUGAACACGUGCCAAGAAUACUUCCAGGAGCGAGAUCGUCUGCUGAGGAACAACCCGCCCGCCCCCUACCCUGGCUUCGUGCCCGCCCACCCUCGCUGGAUCGCCUACAUGACCUUCCUCAACGAAAUGUACACACAGCUGAAGAGGCGACACGUGCAGCUGAUGACGAAGAGAAUGCGGAACAGCGAGACACCGCCAGGCCUGCUGCUGCUGACGCUGCUGGCCCAAUGUUGCCAGGUGUGCCUCAAGGAAAACGCCGUCAACAGCCUGGCAGAGACUGAGUGCCUGUUCUUCGUGCUGACGGGCGUGGGGAAGGACAUCGAGGUGGAGCUGCCGCACCAGAUGGGGCGCGUCAUGACCGCCGCGCGGGACGCCUUCCUUACCACAGUGCGCGUGCCUGCCGUGCGCAAGACUCUGCUGCAGCUCAUCGAGAUGCACGCCGCCCGCUGGCAGCUGCCCGCCCCGGCCGUCAUGUACUACUACCCGGGCUCCGGCAGCAAGUAGUGGCGCAGCCCCGCCACCCCGCCGCCGCCCCGACACACAGAGCCCGCCACAGCCUGGAGCCUCGGGGACCGGCCGUGACACGGGGCCUGCUGCUGCUGACCCCGCCGCCGUCGCCGCCGUCACUGCCACCGCCGCCACGCUGAGGGGUGCCUGAGGACGUGCUGCCCCUGGGCGUGCGUGGAAGUGGACGGGGCCGUGGCGGGGCGGGGGCGGGGCACAGCCAGGCCCACACAGCUCAUCGAUCGACCGAUUUUUAAACGAUUCUCGAUAUUCCGAGUGUCGGCAGCAGCGCUGACACGAGGCCGCUCAGCGAGGCCGCGCCCAGCCUCGCCCCGCCUGCUGCUGGGCGCGGCGCGGCGCCACGAGGACGACUGUGAGGCGCCAAGGAGAGGCCGCCGCCGCCGCCGCCGCCGUUGUCACAGUGGUGGCGGCGCUCGCGAGGGAGAGUUGGAUUUUGUAUUUUUGUUUCACCCGGCGGGGGCGCAGCUGGCGCCGCGCCGCCCCUGCCGCCCUACAAGGGUUUGUCUGGCGUCGGCGAGGCGCCGCACGGCCGCCUCUCGCCUUGUGCUGCAACACUUGGUCUGCACGCCCCGCCCCGCCCCGCCCAGGGACUCCCUAUUCACGUAUUAUUAACACAACAUAUUAUUUGUACCGCCGUCCAGGGCCGGGCGGGGCGCUGGCCACGUGCCCGAGGCGUGUGUGUGCGUGUGUGGUUGUGUAUGUGUGUGUGUGUGUGAUUGCGUGAUUGCGUGAUUGCUGAUAGUGUGCGUGCGUGCGUGCGUGCGUGCGUGCGUGUGUGCGCGCGCGUGUGUGUACAUAGGGGCGCCGCCCCAGCCCAGCAGUGCUUUAAGAUAAUCUAGUCUUUCCUCUACUGACGCGCCUGUGUGUUCCUCACACAGUAAUGAGUUCACACACAAUACAAUACAUACAGUUAUUUAUUGCGACAGUCACAGUGUCCUGCGGUGUACAGUAGUGAGUCCAUGGCUGUUUAACGUGUUUGAUAUUCAGGGACAACAUAACCCACAGGGGACGCGUCCUUCCAGGGGCAGGGCGCCCCCGACUCCCCAGCCCGGCCCAGCCCGGCCCUUAGUCAGUGUUACAGGUGACAUCUCAUCUAUUUGUGCUAUGAAUAAAGUCAACGUUUGUA